Molecule: messenger RNA, 3207 nt
Organism: Helobdella robusta
Lineage: Eukaryota; Metazoa; Annelida; Clitellata; Rhynchobdellida; Glossiphoniidae
Exons: 22
Coding region: 1-3207 (1068 amino acids)
Cellular component (GO): plasma membrane
Source: RefSeq, a predicted model, not a curated record
AUGUCACGUUGUAUUGGCGCGAAUUAUAAAAUUGUGAAAUGUGUAAAAUGUGAUAUCGAAUGGAAAGGAGAGACUUGCCAAGAUAGAGAUUGUUCAAAGAAGAACGGAGCUUGUGGUAAAGAUAAGAAAUGCAUUGAAUCUUUUGUAAACAAUAAGAAAUACACAGAAUGUGUUUGCCCUACCGGCACAGUUAGAAACAAUUAUGAUGAUUGCCAAGCUAGUUCUAGCAUAACCAAUUUUGUUGUUAGACUGAAUGAAACGUUUGAUACAUCAGCUGAUUAUGAUAUAAGAAAAAAGGUUAAACAUUGUGGGAGGUGGGGUGCGACAGUAUAUGGUCCGUGGAAACCGAUGGAAGUUGUUUGCGUGAAUUUCACUCUGAUAUCAAGGUUUGUGAUCAUUCAACAAUCAGAUGAAAAUUUCCAUCUUGGUGACGUAGCAAGUAUGGAAGUGGAAGUUUAUAGCGCUGAUUGCUAUAUUAACAAUGGAAACUGUGGUGAAAUGCGUUGCACUGAAGUUCUGUAUGAUAAUGUAUCAGUUAUCAAAUGUGAAGAUUUUAAAAAGGAAAUUUUCAUACCCGCCCCAGAUUCCAAUGGCCAAUCAACCUAUGGAUGCUUCAGAAGAGUUCAACUCGAAUUUGAACUACACGAUGACGUAAUAUCUACAAAAGCAUGUGGAAGCUUGUGUAAAAAAAAAUCGUACAAAGUAGCGGCAAUAAAGGCUGGCUUAAAAUGCUUCUGUGGAAACAAAGUUUAUGCGAGUGAUCAGGUGUCAAUCAAUCGCUGCAUGCAGGAAUAUCACGAUUCUUUCAUAGUAUAUGACGCUCAAUCGAGUGUCAAUUAUAAAGAUGCAAGUAAGUGGUAUCACUUUUGUAAGAAUGAUCCAGAAGAAGCAGAUAAGGAAUAUUGUAAAUCUGGGAAGUGUUCAGUGUCCUACAUUGGAUGUUAUCAAUUCAUUGAAAAAGUAAAAACGAAAGAUGUCGGAUCGGUUUUGGAAUGUUUGACUUUCUGCAGACAGGAAAAAACUAAUUUCUUGGCUUUGAAAGGAGGCAAAGAAUGCAGCUGUAACGACAGAUUGGGAUCGGCUGUUCCUUCCUCUUACUGCAACACUUCAUGUCCCAACAACGAGGCUUGUGGUGGAAAUAUCUAUUAUUCCAUUUAUAAAAACGGGUAUCGAACAAAACAUGACGUGUUCGUUUCAUAUCGAGCUGGCAGUACAACUACUCAACAUGAUCUUGAAUUCCAUGUACCAUAUACUCUCGAGAUGUGCGCACAUUUCUGUUUGGAAAUGAGCCUGACUUAUUUCAUGAUGAAAGAUGCAAUCACAUGCUCUUGUGCUCAAAAUGCAGCAAUAAUUCAGCCGUCGUUGAGUCAUUCCAACAUUCCGUGUCGUUCGUGUAAAAACGAUGAAGACGAAAUUUGUAAAUGUUAUUCCGAUUCUUACUCUACAGAUGAUGUCUUAUCUGGAACUCGUUUUACGUACGACUUUCAAAGAGGGUUGUCUUCUUACUCCCGCUGUCCGAUAACUGGAAAACUCAAGUUGAUGCAUUUUUGUGCAAGUGGUUGUGAUGCUGGGUGGAAAGGAUAUGACUGUAGAGAAAGAGAUUGUACUGUGAGGAAUGGAGAUUGUGGUGCUGAAAUGAAAUGCGUUGAAUCUUUGGUAAACAAUACAAUGUACACAGAAUGUGCCUGUCCCACCGGCACAGUUAGAAACAACUUUAACUUGUGUGAAGUUUUCAGAGAAAACCUAGCUCUGCAUAAGCCAGCGUUUUUGAGUUCGGUAAAUGGAGCAAACGAAGCUAAAUAUUUGACUGAUGGGAUUUAUUAUGACUUUAAAUUUGCCCAAAUCAAUGACAAGAAAUCGAACUGGAUGGCUGUUGACCUUCAAAUGUCUUAUUGCAUUGGAUAUGUCAUUGUUUAUAACAGAUUCUCAGAGACAGAUUCAAUUAUGCAUCAGUUAGACAAUUUCGUUGUGAGACUCAAUGGAACGUUUGACACUUCAGCUGACUAUGACAUAAGGAAGAAGGUUAACCUUUGUGGGAGGUGGCCGUCUGAAGCUCUCAAUGGAGUGAACCAGAUGAAGGUUGUCUGCGAAAAUUUUACACUGAUAUCAAAGUUUGUCAUCGUACAAGAGGCAGAUAAGAAUUUCAUUGGAAGCAUGGGAGUCGUUGAGUUAGAAGUUUAUAGCGUUGGUUGUGAUGUUAACAACGGUAAUUGCGGAGACUUGCACUGCGCUGAAGUUCUGCAUGGUGGUGUAACAGUUAUUAAAUGCGAAAUCUUAGGUGAUGAUAUCGUCAUAUCCUCGCCAGGUUUGAAUACAGAUUCUAUUUACGGAUGUUUCAAACGAGUCAGCCACGAGUAUUUGCACGACCAUUAUGCCUUAACGAAAGCAGGAUGUGCAAAUAUUUGCAAAUCGAAGUCGUACGGUUUAUCUGCAAUGAAGUUGAUUCAAGCGUUGAUUACAACGAUGCCUCAAAGUGGUAUCGAUUUUGUAAAAAUAAUCAAUCGGAAUCUGAUGCUGAAACCUGCAAAUCCGGAGAAUGUUCGUCUGGUUGGGUGGGUAGCCUUUGCAAUAGUAUAUUGUCUCUGGAAAAGUUCGGUGUUAACAGUGCACAUACGUGAGGGUCAGAAUUUGAGGUUGACUUGCUUCACAAACGAAUACAGUACGGUGGGUGAUUUUUAUUGGACUUAUGUGAAUGGGGACCCUGUCAUGAAUUAUUCUAUUGGCGAAGCAAAAGUAACAUUGAAUAAACAACGUACCGUGCUAUUGUUUGAAAAUGCGAUCAGUAACAUGUCAAACAAUUAUUAUUGUUCUGAUACCGCGUACCUCAGACACCAUCGUAUUCAGUACAAAGUUUCAGUGUUUUCAAUUGCUCAAAUGGAACACGUUAUCGUUUUCAAUUUUUCCGUGGCAAGCUGUUCAGAAAAAGAAUUUAAUCUUGCCGAGAUAAUAAUAAAGGACGACGUCUGUAGAUUAUUUAAAAGUGACUGCCCCUACAAGUUUCAGCAAGAAUGUGUUGGAGAUAAAAUAGAAAAAAGAAACAUCUUUAAAAACUCCAAAAGGAUGAUUGAUGCAAGUAUUAGUGCGACUAACGUAGUCAAACCUUAUUUUGAGAAACUCUGUGGCACAAACUGUUCUUUGUAUAAUAUGCUUCAAAUUUUUAAAGCCAAAGUAUGUGAUUCUGUUUUGUUUAUUAUUAAGCAAAUGUGA